CGGUCACCUUAGCUUCACUCAAUCAUGCCUCCCAAGGGUUUCAGUCGGAGAAAAGCUGCAACUGACGGCUCGUCAACGCCCAACGUUCCCAGUCUAGCGGUGCAACUGUCCUACUUGCAUAGCCCCAAACCGUUCAAGAAUCCCUACUACUCCAAGAAUGUCAACCGUCGGGCGAAGAAUUUUAAGACCGUGCUGAGUCAGGAGCGGGAGCGGGAGAGGGCAGAGCGGGAGAGGAGAAAGUUGGCACAGCCGGAUGUUCCCCUCGAGCCAGAUGAGAUGCCUACAUAUGCGUCAAUUGAGGCUCCACCGUCUUUACUGCCGAUGAAGCAUUACUGUGAUGUUACAGGUCUCGAGGCGCCCUAUACGGAUCCGGCUACGGGUCUGCGAUUUCAUGAUAAGAGUGUGUACCAAGUCAUCAAAGGAAUGAGUGUUAGCACAGCGAAAGAUUAUCUCUCAGCUCGUGGUGUUAAUUCUAUUGUCAAGUAAUCCAGGACGGUCGGUGCUGUUUGGCCUGACAUUUUUGUUUAUCCAUUUGUAUUCCAUUCGCCCUGGCAUUUUCAUGACCCGGUGAUCCAGCCUUGUAUACUGCCGACAUGAUCAGCCACACCUCGUUCCUGUGAAUAUAUCUUUUUAGAGAUAACUACACC
Desarmillaria tabescens is the source of this 647-nucleotide messenger RNA. RefSeq lists its product as uncharacterized. Bases 25 to 486 code for a protein of 153 amino acids. Gene Ontology annotation, cellular component: Ino80 complex. Gene Ontology annotation, biological process: chromatin remodeling. The record is from RefSeq and is a predicted model, not a curated record. Lineage: Eukaryota; Fungi; Basidiomycota; Agaricomycetes; Agaricales; Physalacriaceae. The transcript has 7 exons.